This is a messenger RNA of Rotaria sp. Silwood2, 351 nucleotides long. NCBI's taxonomy places the organism in Eukaryota, Metazoa, Rotifera, Eurotatoria, Philodinida, Philodinidae. The record is from the annotation of a GenBank genome assembly.
AUGUCUAAGCAACAACAUCGACAACCUCGUACAAUAGAAUAUUGGGCUGGAAAAAAACUUCAAAGAAGUUCAUCUGAUCUUUUUCUUGAUCGACCUCGACCAGGAAAUACUCUUUUUACAGGUCCGAAUGCGCUAUGGACUCAACGAUAUCCUAUACGAGAUAUCACUGGAGAUAUUGGUGAAGGAGAAGCAUCAAAACUUCGUUCGCUUGAUCUUGGAUAUUUGACAAGAGGAUAUGCGAUGGCUCCACCACUUCGUCGUGCAGCAUAUCCUGGUGAAAUUGGUUGGACAGCAACAUAUUUUCGUCAAUCUUCAAAACCAACUAAAUCAUAUAUAACAUGGAAAAAUUAA